Messenger RNA from Racocetra persica, 258 nucleotides. Lineage: Eukaryota; Fungi; Glomeromycota; Glomeromycetes; Diversisporales; Gigasporaceae. The record is from the annotation of a GenBank genome assembly.
UAUAUCUAUCCUAUUCCUCACGAAAUGACAAUUAAAGAAUUUUUUGUAAAACUUACAACUGAAGAAUUAUCUUUAGAUUGUAAUAUAGAUAUAAUAAAUCCUGAGGCAAUAGAACGUGUUGAGAUAAGCAAGGCACAGGAUACGACGGCAACUCAAGUCAGUAUCAAUUAUAAUAUCAUAGAAGUUACAACAAGUGUAGAAAUAUAUGUGCAUUAUCGGCUCAAAACAGAAAAUCCAAAUUUUAAUUCAGAACAGUAA